Cavia porcellus (domestic guinea pig) is the source of this 3328-nucleotide messenger RNA. RefSeq names its product shisa family member 2 (gene Shisa2). The transcript has 2 exons. The record is from RefSeq and is a predicted model, not a curated record. The coding region runs from base 901 to 1788 and encodes 295 amino acids. NCBI's taxonomy places the organism in Eukaryota, Metazoa, Chordata, Mammalia, Rodentia, Caviidae.
CGGAACCGGGAAGGGGAGGUGCGGGCGCGGGCGCCCAUCGCCCCGAGGAGUGAAACUUCCGUGGGAGGCUCCGAGCCGUGUGCGCCUUCCCAGGGCACGCCAGCGACGAACCGAAGGCCAGCGUCCGGCGCUUGGGGCCGCAGAACCUCCUGCAGUCCGGAGAGCCGGGGCUGCCUCCGAGACCCUCGUGCAGCAGCGACCGCGCUGACCGCCAGCCCGGCGGGCUCCCGGACCCCCGCCCGCGCCCUGGACCUCCCGGGGCGGCGUGCCCCCGGGGAGUGACCGCCGGACCUGGGGAGCGGAACUUGGCUGCCGCACCCUCGGGGCUGCUCCGGCGCGCGGUGGAGCCAUGGGGACCGAGCUGGGAGCCCGGGAGGCUGAGCACCGCCGGCCGCUGCACUUGCUGCCCGGAACCCUGCGCGCGCUGCCCGCCUGCCGCGCCGCUUCUCGCCGUUGGAGAGCUGAAUAAAGGAAGGGAGACGCGCCCCGUUAGCGUGGGACCCGGAGGCUGAACCCCUCGUGCAGCGACCUGGAUCCAAGUCGGCAGCGGUGCGCCCAACGGUCACGGGCUCUGGCGAGCGUCCCCUUGGGGAUGAGGUGGAUGGGUCCCACAGCAGGAGAAGGCUCCAAGGACCGAGGGACAGCAGCCCCGGCGGCGCCCUGACGCCCCGAGAAAGGUCUCUCCAACUUGCUCUGCGGAGGCCAACCUGCCCACGCGACCCGGGCCGCCUGGCCGGGAAAGGAGAUGCCUUAGGAGUCCCUGACCCUGCGGCCGGGCUCCUGCGGCUCCUGGACGUCGCGGCACACGGGAGAGUCCCGCGCGGAAAGCGCCGCGAGGGACCGUUAACGAAGAGUCUCGAGGGUCGCCGAGACCGCUCUGCACCUUCUUGGGGUGGUGCCAUGUGGGGCGCACGUCGCGCACCUCCCGCUUCCUGUGGCACCGCCGCUCUGCUCCUGCCGCUGCUGCUGGCUGCCGUGCUGGCGGCGGGGGCGCGGGCCACCGGUGAGUACUGCCACGGCUGGCUCGACGCUCAGGGCGUCUGGCGCAUCGGCUUCCAGUGCCCCGAGCGCUUCGACGGCGGCGAUGCCACCAUCUGCUGCGGCAGCUGCGCGUUGCGCUACUGCUGCUCGAGCGCUGAGGCGCGCUUGGACCAGGGCGGCUGCGAUAACGACCACCAGCAGGGCGCGAGCGAGCCUGGCCGGGCGGACAAAGAAGGCCCUGAUGGCUCGGCAGUUCCCAUCUACGUGCCCUUCCUCAUUGUGGGCUCCGUGUUUGUCGCCUUCAUCAUCUUGGGGUCCCUCGUGGCGGCCUGUUGCUGCAGAUGCCUCCGGCCCAAGCAGGAGCCCCAGCAGAGCCGUGCCCCGGGGGGCAGUCGCUUGAUGGAGACCAUCCCCAUGAUCCCCAGCGCCAGCACCUCCCGGGGCUCGUCCUCCCGCCAGUCCAGCACAGCAGCCAGCUCCAGCUCCAGCGCCAACUCAGGGGCCCGGGCGCCCCCAACACGGUCACAGACCAACUGCUGCUUGCCCGAGGGGACCAUGAACAACGUGUACGUCAACAUGCCCACCAAUUUCUCUGUGCUGAACUGUCAGCAGGCCACCCAGAUAGUGCCACAUCAGGGGCAGUACCUGCAUCCUCCAUAUGUGGGGUACACGGUGCAGCACGACUCCGUGCCCAUGACGCCAGUGCCGCCUUUCAUCGAGGGCCUGCAGCCUGGCUACAGGCAGAUCCAGCCCUCCUUCCCGCACACCAGCAGCGAACAGAAGAUGUACCCCGCAGUGACAGUAUAGCUCACAGCACCCCGGAUUCCUUUACCAGCCUAGGGAGCACUGGGCUGGACGGCUGAGGGGAAAUUCCGCCCCCGGAAUGGGAUUGCCUGUGUGAUUCUUUCGGAUGGCUUCAUUUGCCCCUAAACUGUAUGAAAACAUCUCCGAAUUAGCAUUUCUGGGUAUGUUUCAUUCAGUGUAUCACUGAUUCAUGAUACAAAACGGUAUCUGCCACAGUUACUGCCUGUAUUGUUGUUGAGCAGGUGACAAACGCUUCAGCCCCUAAGUGCCCUUGAGGUGUGGUUGUCAGAAUUUUAUGAACUGAUAGAGGGAGGGAUCUUACUAUGUCAUUAUUAUUUUCCUGUUUUUGCUACGCAAGAGUGGAAAUACCUAUUAAUUCCCUUUUUCCUGGGCCACUUUUUAAAAAAUAAGCAUACAGGGUUGAAGGAAAAAAAAUAACAUGAUUAUUAUAGAAAGAAACCCGUUCGAACUCUGUGAGAUUUGUCAUCAGUCUCAGCAUGUCACAGGUACACUUUAGUUUUGUUGUAAAAAGAUAUAUAUAUGGUCUAUUUUUAUGCUCUUUUCGGGCCUAUUUUGUGCUUUUUUAAACCUUGUGUAGAGAUCUUAUUACAAAAUGAUUUUCUACAUUAAAAGAGACUGAAAGAAAUUUUGCAGUUAAUGCAUAUGGAUAUUUCAGGACUCUGGGAUUACUUUAAUCUUGAAGUAGUGGGUGGUAUAACCAAACCAUCUCCUUCUUGAUGGUGUCUUAGUAAUCUGACUUUACAGUGGCAUCUGAGAGGUAAUCAGAUUGUUUACACAGAAAUCAUAAGUUACCUCUUGCUGCUUCUCUGAGUUUUGCCAUGUGGUAUGACUUGGCAUUUUGUUCUGUUUGGUUUUCAGACCCGUGUCCACUUUAGUGUCGAGGACAGUUGAUUUCUGUAGUUAUAAAUGAAGCUCAGUAUUUCCACCUGGAUCUGACAAGACACUUUCUUAACUAUAAAAAUUCAAAGAUAGUGUUAUAAAGAUACUUAGUAUAGCUCCUCAGCCAUAAUCUGAGAUGCGGGGUCAGAUUUAAGCCUCAGGCAUGAAUAACUUUUGUAAAUCACUUUUUUAAUACUCUAUCAGAAUGGCUCAUGUUUUCAGGCAGUCAUGACUAUUAAGUCAAGAGAAAGGUAUUUCAGGGAGAUAUUGCCUUUCCUCCCCCAUAAGUCUUUUUUUUUUUUCUCCCUCUUUCUGGCCUCAAGAGCACUCUAUUGAUUAAUGUUCUGACUUAUCAAAUUCAAGUGAGUUUAUUUGUGUAUUGUUUAUUUACAGAAAACCUUUAAAUAUGUGCAAGUACAUUUCUAAUCAUAAGCAAAGUCAAGAUUUGUAAUUAAACAAAUCAUUGUAAGGUAUGGUCUUUUCACACAUUUAUGUCUUGGCCACCUGUUAUGUCACCUGUCAUCUAUCUCAUGACUGAAUAGUAUUGUUUGCAAAUGGUAUCCAACAAAGAUAAUCAAAAGUUUUUAAUAACCAAAGGUAGGGGAAAUCAUUUUACUUUUUAAUAAAUAUUUUAUGGUGUGAA